AUGCGGGCGAUGGCCCGGCGAUGUGGGCGAUGGUCCAGCCACAUGUGUCGGCAUCCAGGCGGCGCGUCCUCUGAGUUUCAUGGGGAACGUCGGGGCUGGCUGGCCUGGUGUCCCCGGCUGCGCACCCUCCUCCUGGACCUGCUCCUCAUCUACAUCUCCGUGCCCUUCCUCAUCCGCCUCUUCCCUGUCCUGCUCACCAAAUUCGUCUUCCUGAACUUCCUGGCCUUCCCUUUCUUCGUGGACCUUCGGCGGCCGGAGCUGCUGCUGAACAACACCAUCAGCCUGUACCUCGCCACCGAGCCGGGCGUCACAGUCGGCAUCUGGCACACGGUGCCAGGCAGCAGAGGAGCCGAGGCGCAGGGCAAGGACCAGCGAUGGUACGAGGAGGCACUUGCCGACGCUCACCCCGUGAUCAUCUAUCUCCACGGCAAUGGGGGGACCAGGGCUGCAAGCCACCGCAUCCAGUUCUUGAAGACGAUGGGGGCUGCUGACUUCCACAUCCUGGCUCUCGACUACAGAGGCUAUGGGGACUCCAGCGGGCACCCCACGGAGAGCGGCUUCACCACGGACGUCCUGGCUCUCUACGACUGGGCCAAAGCGCGGAGCGGGAACAGCAGCAUCCUCUUCUGGGGACACUCCUUGGGGACGGGGAUUGCCACGAACGCGGCAAGGAAACUGCAGGAGGAGCGCGGGGUCAAGGUCGAUGCUGUCGUCCUGGAGUCGCCCUACACCAACAUCCGCGAGGCGGCCGCCCACAUCCCCAUCACCAAGAUCUACCGCCAGUUCCCGGGUUUCGGCUACCUCAUCCUGGACUCGCUAGCCCUCGGCAACAUGAUCUUCCCCAGCGAUGAGAACGUGAAGGUGCUGGCCUGCCCGCUCCUCAUCCUGCACGCAGAAGAUGAUGCUGUGGUGCCUCCGCACCUGGGUCGCAAGCUCUUCGAAACUGCACGCAGCGCCUACGAGGACAAAACCAAGGUGAAGUUCAUUACCUUUCCCGAAAAGCUGGGCCUGGGCCACGACUACAUCUCGUUCAACCCGGAGCUGCCCACCCUGGUCCAAGACUUCUUGAACAUGAAGUGA
Messenger RNA from Charadrius vociferus (killdeer), 1080 nucleotides. It is a transcript of the gene ABHD12B, whose product is annotated as abhydrolase domain containing 12B. Gene Ontology annotation, biological process: phosphatidylserine catabolic process; monoacylglycerol catabolic process. The transcript has 13 exons. Gene Ontology annotation, cellular component: endoplasmic reticulum membrane. The coding region runs from base 1 to 1080 and encodes 359 amino acids. Lineage: Eukaryota; Metazoa; Chordata; Aves; Charadriiformes; Charadriidae. Gene Ontology annotation, molecular function: phosphatidylcholine lysophospholipase A1 activity; monoacylglycerol lipase activity. The record is from RefSeq and is a predicted model, not a curated record.